AUGCCGUAUUCCAUACCGCGGCCUAUUCCUGCCAAACAUUCAGCAUACCAGUCUGGAAGCCGUGAGCGGGAUCGUGAUAACCAAAGUCAUUCGCAAGCGAUGAACUCUAAAAGUAGUGCGGUGGGCUCUGCUCCGGUACACUUCUCGCCCACAAAAAGAGCUCAGACGUUUGUACAGUCGCAGCAGCAGGGGAUGGGAAGAAGGAGGUCUUCGACCAUUAAGAGUGCCCUCUCGUCCCUGCUAGGAUCCUCUCCUCCACAGCAGCAGCAGCAGCAUGUGCCGCAGAAUGUCCAUCGGAGUUUCAGUCUUCCAAAGACGGGAUCAAGCCUAAGUGUUGGCGCUGAGAAUCCCCCUAGCCAUGCGAACAGUUCUGUUUUGAGUCCUGGUCUGAGAAGGUACAGUACUACGUCUGCUGAAGUGACGUCAGACGGUCACAGAAACAGCGGAUACUACACUACAAAUGAGGAGGAUGAAGAUGCCGUAACAGAGUCUGUUCAUGGUGAUACCAGUUUGGAUGAGGACUCUACAAUUGGAGAAUCUACCAGCGCUAGUGGCUCUUCGGCUUCAAAUCCUGGUGUUUUGAGCAAGUCUUUGAAAUCUCUAGGGAAAAUCUACCUGACGGAGUAUCUAGCUGAAAGAGGUUUAUUGGCGCCAACAACAGUAAUGGAAAAUCAGUCCCUUAAGGUCUCUUUAGCGACCAGUGGUGAGUCCGUUUUCUUACCUACCAUGUCUUCAAAUGAUGAUGAAUAUCUGGCGAGGUUAAACGGGUUACGAGAAGAUGAAGAUGAAGGUGAAGAUGAAGAUGAAGAUGAAGAUGAAGAUGAAGUUGAUGAUCUUGGUUUUGAGGCCGCAACCUCAGAAUCAAGACCACAACCUCAUGUAAGAUCACCUGGAUCGAGUGAUCGGGGCAACAGAACCACCGCGGUCAACGCUACUGCUCGUUCAACGUCUGAGAGAGCUGGCGUUUCUGAACCCGUAGAUGAAAGCGUUUCUACUUCUUCGAUUGGAAGUACACUUGAGAUUGAUAGUUCCAUGGCUACUUACACUAUAGCAAUGAUAUUAUCUGUUUCUCAUCCAAUCACACUGUCUAAUCUGCGAACCGAGCUUUGCUCAAGAAUAAGAGUAUAUUGGCCGAACGGUGUUCCUCCUACCAAGGUCUUUCACGAAGAAUUUUAUUGUGCAGGCCAUCUUGAUUGGGAUUUAAGUAUGGAUAAUGUGAAUCUCUUCGUACCCGCAAAUGUAUCGUCAAGUGAAAAAAUAAUUAAUAAUUGCAAAAACCUGAAACCAAUGGAGAUUUUCCAAAACUCAAAUGAUUCUCGUAAACGUUAUUUGGACAAAAAUAAUGCCAAAAAACAGAUGAUGAAUAAAAUCAAAUCUUCGAAGAAUCAAUUAUAUCAAUCUGGUGACUAUGUUUUCAUAAUACCGAUAGUUUUUUCGAAUACAAUACCAGAAUCACUUUAUUUACCGUCAGCUCGAGUUAAUUACAGGUUUCGUAUUGGUAUGAAAUUAAUUGAACCAUACAAUCAACAGAACAAAAAUCCAGAUAAUCAAGAAUCACUAUCAGCAAAAAAUCCGGAGUCGGAUGCAACAAGCCUUAAGAAGCUUAACUUGUUCAAAAAACUCAAGAAUAAUCUGCAUUUGAAUAACCCACAUGUAGGUAAAGAAGAAUUGGACGAUAACAACAAUCUGUAUGCAGAAUACCCAGUCAAUAUUGUAAGAACACCACCGCAAUACUCAAUUUCCACAGCCAAUAAGCCAGUUUAUAUUAACAGGGUGUGGUCAGAUUCAUUAUCUUAUGAGAUUUCUUUUGCUCAGAAAUAUGUUUCACUUGAUAGUAAAGUUCCCAUAAAGAUAAAAAUUGUGCCUUUGGUCAAAAACAUUUGUUUGAAGAGAAUUAGAAUAAGCGUUUUGGAAAAGAUAACUUUAGUUAGCAAAGACUGCGAAUAUGAAUACGAUCAAAUAGACCCUGUUGCAAAAGAUCCAUAUAACCCAUAUUUUGCUGAAUUCUCUUCCAAAAGGAAAAAAGAACGUAAUUUAUCAAUUUUGGAAAUCAGGUCGAAGGAGAAGGGGUCUCGUGCUCUUCGCGAAGAAGUUGUGAAUAACUGCAUCGAUGACAAUUUGCUGGCCUAUAAUUGUUUACAAGACGAUAAAGGUGAAAAAGGUCUAGGUAUGACUGAGCCAUUGGUGAUAACAACAAACUUAGAAUUCCCUAAAUAUAUUGAUAUGGACAAGGACACUGCACGAGUAGUACCACCUUAUGGUAUCGAUGUUUAUUCUCCAGUGUCGAAUCCUGAACUUGCAAAAAAUUCAAAUACGGCCAAUCGAGGAGGUGUAAUAGGAUUUCUAGCUGGAAGAAGAAGUUCUUUGUCCGCGACUGCUGGUACCAAAAAUACAGGGCAGAACCAUCAGUACUUGUCAACGCCAUCUCCCGUUUUCAACCCGAAAUUUCAUGAAACAAGCUUUCAAAGUGAUUCUGAAGUUCCUGUUGAGUUCCAAACGAGGUUGAAUGAAGCAAGACGAGGACUUUAUCUGGACAGUCUUCAUUUCAGUAAUAUCUAUAGUAGGCAUAAGCUGGAAAUAAUGUUAAGAAUCAGUAAACCAGAUGCAAAGGAUCCAGCAAGACUAAGACACUACGAGGUUCUAAUCGAUACACCUAUAUUUUUAGUAUCUGAUUUAUGCAACAGUGGUAACAUGGAGUUACCAACUUACGAUAUGGCGACAAGUGAUAGAUUUUCUCCCGAAAUGAUUGCAGGUGCUGCACCACCUACUUUUGAGGAAGCCAUUUCAAUUCCUGGCUCUCCAUUAAAUUCACCAAUGAAUUCUCCCGUUGGGUCACCUAUAUUGAGAGGAAGUUUUGAACAGGACGAUUUAUACAUGAACAAUAUAAAUCUAUCCAGAAGUGCCUCAAUCGGUGGAAUGUUACCUUUGGAAGGAAUGACGCAAGGGAGCACUCCAGUGCCCCUUUCAACUUCGGUUGACGCCAAUCAACGGUACAAUAACCUUGAUGGCCUUUUAAGUCCUACUUUUGCCGCGGAAGUAAGCGACAUUUCAAGCCAGUCAAGAUCAAAUACUAAAAACGCUAUUGGUGAGCAUCAGAAUAACUAUAUGCCCACAUAUGGAAGACAAUCAGUCUUUAAGGAUAACUAUUCCAUUGCAAGGGAAAGCCCUGCAAGCGGGAGUUCACAAACUAAGCAAAACAUCGAAUCCAACAAUGACAAUGUGCAUCCAUCAGACGUAAACAGAGCCGACGUCACGCAUUAUCCUCCCCGCUAUGAUGAUAUCGUCUCGAUGACGAGCGGUAAACACUGA
Zygotorulaspora mrakii is the source of this 3309-nucleotide messenger RNA. RefSeq names its product Ecm21p (gene ECM21). The record is from RefSeq and is a predicted model, not a curated record. Bases 1 to 3309 code for a protein of 1102 amino acids. Lineage: Eukaryota; Fungi; Ascomycota; Saccharomycetes; Saccharomycetales; Saccharomycetaceae. The transcript has a single exon.